This is a messenger RNA of Stylonychia lemnae, 1014 nucleotides long. NCBI's taxonomy places the organism in Eukaryota, Ciliophora, Spirotrichea, Sporadotrichida, Oxytrichidae. The record is from the annotation of a GenBank genome assembly.
AUGAUAUAGUAUGAAAGCACUAGAAAAAAGCCAGUAGCUUCUAACAAAUUCUCAAUGAGAGGAAUUAAAAUGCUAACAGAAGAGGACUGUGUUUAUCCUAAAAGCAGCGGAGAUAAGGAAUGCACCAAAGGCAAAAUUAGUUCUAAAUAUGGGCAGGUCGUCUUAGACUAUUUCAUCUAACAAUAAAUCGGUCACAAAACCAUAGUUUUAAAAGGUAUAAUUAAAAAAAAUCAAUAAUAGCAAUAACGUUCCACAAUUACAGCCAAGAAUAUAGAGACUAAUAACUCAUUUAGAAAUGGCAAUAUUCCUCAAUAAACUGGAGAUGAUUUUGCCCUGGAUAUAAAUGACAUUACUUUGAAUAAAAAAAAAGAUAAUUUCAAAGACUCUUUCAAAAGUAGAUCUAGUUCUCAGAAACAAUCAAUUAAGUUUGGUGCCUUAAAAAGUGAGCAAAGGGAUUUAGAAGUUAGCACUAAUCAUCAAGAGCAUAAAAAAGGCUUAAGAAGAUUAUCUCCUAAGCCCAUGCCUUCACUUUUCAGUAAAAUAAAUCCAAAGUCAUCAUUUAUAGCUUAUCACGAAGAGGAAGACUAUUAUUUUAAUGAUGAAAAUUAAAUAGUAACAGUACUUAAUACUAAAUAAAUGCGUGAUCAAACUGAGACUGGGAGAAUUCACAUUGAACUCAGAUAUUGCACAGUGUGCAAUAUAGAGUAGCCACUAAGGUCUAAGCAUUGCAGAAAAUGCAAUAGAUGCAUUUCUACUUAUGAUCAUCACUGCCCUUGGCUAGGGGAGUGUUUAAGUUGGCAGAAGAUCAGCUAUUUAAAAGUCUGGCCAAAAAAACUAGGGAGUCCUUUUAACAUAGGUUUCAGAAACAAUUUAAGAUUGUAUUUUUGCUAUCACCUCGAGAAAGAUAAUUAAUUCGUAUGGCGAAUGCCCAGGAGAAGACCUGAUUUCGUUCCAACAAGCAAUAACAUCAAAUAAUCGAGUAAUUAGUAAUCUCAACCGAGUUAAUAAAAAUGA